This is a messenger RNA of Rhagoletis pomonella (apple maggot), 447 nucleotides long. RefSeq lists its product as uncharacterized. The transcript has 2 exons. The record is from RefSeq and is a predicted model, not a curated record. The coding region runs from base 52 to 447 and encodes 131 amino acids. Lineage: Eukaryota; Metazoa; Arthropoda; Insecta; Diptera; Tephritidae.
AAAAUUUUUAAUCGUAUUUGAAAAAGCUUUUCCUUAAUUAAGUAAAAUAUAAUGGAUUCAGUGGCCAGUGCACUUUUGUCUCAGGAGGAAGAACAUGCUGCAGUCAACUGUUGCAUUAAUAUACAAAGGAGAUUGCUACGAGACAGUUCUGAUCCAUUUAGCUUAAAUGAUAAAAUAUUUGUAAAAAAUUUCCGCCUCAACAAAGACGCAUUUAAAAGCGUUUUAACAAUUAUGGAGGAAGAGCUUGGGCGAAGUGUAAAAUCAUCAUCGGUGACUCCUAUAAGUAGAUUGAUGGCAGUUUUGAGAUUUUUCGCUGAAGGAAGCUACCAACACGGUGUUGGGAAAGAUUUUGAUGUGGGGUUGGCGCAAUCCACGUUCUCAAAAACAUUGACAAAAACUUUAAACAUCUUGGAGCGCCGACUGUGCCCAGUAUGGAUUCAAUUGUGA